Molecule: messenger RNA, 1899 nt
Organism: Symbiodinium sp. CCMP2592
Lineage: Eukaryota; Dinophyceae; Suessiales; Symbiodiniaceae
Source: the annotation of a GenBank genome assembly
AUGGCGGAGGACUUGAAGCUGUCGCGAGGGGACAAGCCAGAGCGAAAGUGGUUCGAGAACCCGUUCACCUGGUGGCAGGGAACGAGCCUUGCCUGGAAUACGAAGAUCCCGAUUUGGACGGGCUCUGGUGAGGCUGAGGGUCUGUCCGAGCUCUUCGUGGACAACUUGGGUUCCUUAUUGGGAACGACCGGCGCAGCAGUGGGCCACAUCGGCUAUGGCAUCGUGGGCACGCUGGGUGCAUUCGCCGCCGUAGGCAUGUCGGACGGUUCGAGCUACGCCACUGCCAUCGCCCAGGAGUGGGAGAAGGUUUAUUUCUCGCGCAACAUUCCGGGAUGUGCCUUCGCCCUUCUGUUGGGUAACCUCUACUACGCCUGGCAGUGUGGGCGUCUGGGCAACAAGGAAAACCGCGAGGACGUGACCGCCCAGCCGUACGGCAUCAACACUACCGGCGUGUACAUCACCCUCUACGCCAUCAAUCUCGAGGCUUUGAUCUCUGCCGGCUUCAUCUAUCUGCCGGGUCCACUGGCUUCGGACGCUGACAUUCGCCAGGCAGCGAUCAAUGCGGCAGACCACGCAUGGAAAGUCUCCGUGGCCGCCAACUUUCUUCUUGGCAUCUUCGAAAUGCUUGGAGCCUUCGUGGGCGAGAGCAUCCGCAAAGCUGCUCCCGUCGCCGCUUUCUACGCGCCCAUGGUGGGCGUUGGCUUCGUGUACCUUGCCUUCGUUCCGAUGCUGAACAUCGCCAUGGAGCCCAUGGUCUGUCUGAUUCCGCUCCUCAUCGUCUUCAACGGCUUCUUUGGAGGUGUCCGGUACCACGUCUUCCGGAAGCUCACCAUUCCCAUUGGCAUCUUGGCGCUUUUGGCCGCAGCCAUUGCCGGAUGGUCGGGAGGCUGCGCACGCGAGGCUGGAACGCUUGGGGCGACAAAGUACGGCUACACUCUGCAGUACUUCGAUUCUACGAAGGUGACCUGCACCGGCACGUCCCAGGCAGAGGCCCAACGUGCCUGGGACACCUAUGCCUUCCAGGACAACGUGCUCUCCGGCGCCGUCUUCGUCGGCUUGGGCGGCUUCUCUGAGAUCGGCAGCUUCAUCACCACGCUCUUCCUGGUGGGCGUGGUGGGCUUUGUGGGCACCAUGAGCUGUGUUGAGAGUGCCUCCGCCGCCGGCGACGACUACCCCAUGGCAGAGACAAUGAUCGUCGACGGCGCAGGCACCUGCAUCGGUGCGCUCUUCGGGUCCUUCUAUUCCACCACCGUGUACAUCGGCCAUCCGAUCCACAAGAAUCUGGGCGCCAAGCGCGGGUACAGCCUCAUCAACGGCAUCCUCUACUUCAUCCUGCUGCUCAGUGGGGUGUUUGCAGCGCUCUACCAGUCGCUUCCAGAGUGUGCAAGUGGUUCCAUCUUGGUCUUCGUCGGUUUGAUCCUGGGUCGGCAGGCUUUUGAGGAGACGCCGGCACGGCACUACCCAGCGCUGCUGCUGAGCUUGUUCCCUUACCUCUGCAACUGGGCCAAGCUUGGCAAUGCGAACGAGGGAAUCCAGAUGAUGGGCCAAGCUGGCGGCCUGAUGUUCAGUGUCGUGAUCACCUGGCUCUUCUGCCUUUGCAUCGACCGUGAUUUCCUGAAGGCUACGAUUCUUUCCUUUGCCGCCAUUUGGCUAUCUCUCUUCGGUUUCUUUGCGAGCCACAAUGCGCCGAAUGACAGCGUGCCCCCAACCGAGGGCGACGAGAAGAUCGGGUUCUACGGAAAAGAGGACCACGAGUACAACAACGGCUGGCGCUGGGCAGUGUCCUGGUCGUUGGCAACCGUGUUCUUCGCGGCGCAUGUCGGCUUGCAGCGGGCGGGGAUCAUCCAGGGCCCCUACGCCGAGAAGGGCAGCGAGGAUGCGAACAAGAUCGAGACGUAA